This is a messenger RNA of Papaver somniferum (opium poppy), 1326 nucleotides long. RefSeq names its product tropinone reductase homolog At5g06060-like. The record is from RefSeq and is a predicted model, not a curated record. Bases 320 to 1135 code for a protein of 271 amino acids. The transcript is spliced from 5 exons. Lineage: Eukaryota; Viridiplantae; Streptophyta; Magnoliopsida; Ranunculales; Papaveraceae. Gene Ontology annotation, molecular function: oxidoreductase activity.
GUCACGUGAAUCAUGUGACUUCUUGAUAGAAAUGCCGGAAAGUUGAUCUUAUACGUUAAGAUUCGAUCUCAUCUUUACCGGAUGUUUUUCUAUUCUCUCUCCUCUCUUCUAUGUUAGAAACUGAACUGAAUGCCUCCUCCCUCCAAUCCUCUCUUUGAACCUUCUUUCGUAGAUCUUGAAGAAUAUUUGUGAAAAAGGACCCAAGUUUAUCAAUUUCUUUUGGAGUGACUACUCAAAAUCAGAGCUAAAAGAACAGAUCAAGGGAUAUAAGGUAGCAGCAAUCUUACUACAGUUGCAGAGAAAAUAUAUUACUGUAAACAUGAAUUAUGCACAAAGUAGUAGUGAUCCAAGUCUUAGAUGGUCUCUUAAGGGAAAGACUGCACUUGUCACUGGCGGAACCAAAGGGAUUGGACACGCUAUCGUCGAGGAGUUGGCUGGAUUUGGUGCAGCUGUUCAUAUCACUUCUCGACAUGAAAAUGAAAUCGAGGAGUGCUUGCGAAAUUGGAGAGAAAAAGGCUAUACAGUGACUGGUUCGGUCAGUGAUGCUUCAGUUUCGGUUGAUAGAGAGAAAUUAAUCAAGACUAUUUCAUCUGUUUUUGGGGGCAAACUAAACAUCCUUGUUAACAACGUUGGGGGAGCUGUGUUCAAAGACACCGUGGAUUACACAGAUGAGGACCAUGCGAAAGUUAUGUCUACUAACUUCGACUCUAGCUACUAUUUAUCAAAACUAGCACACUCUCUCUUGAAAGCCUCUGGCUCAGGAAGCAUUGUGUUCAUUACAUCUGUUGCGGGCAUUGUUGCUGCACCGAAGGUGUCCAGUUAUGCGGCAUGUAAUGGAGCUAUUAAUCAAGUCACAAAGAACUUUGCUUGUGAAUGGGCGAAAGAUAAGAUACGGGUCAAUAGCGUAGCACCAUGGUAUAUUAGAACCAGGCUUGCAGAACAUGAUCUGCUAUUAUUUGAAGGGCUUGAAGACUCUAUCGUAGCUAGAACUCCUAUGAGGCGUCUUGGGAACCCAAAUGAAGUUUCAUCUCUUGUGGCAUUCUUGUCCCUCCCUUGUGCUUCGUACAUCACUGGCCAAGUCAUUUGUGUCGAUGGUGGAUUUGCAGUAAAUGGUUUCUUCCCUACACAAGAUUGAAUAGUAGUUGGAACUUGCUGAAUAUUGUAUGUGAUUUUGAUCUCCAGGGGGAUUUUGUUGGAUUUUUAAAUGAAUUUGAAUUUUAAAUUCAUGCACUUCACCGUUAUAAACAGCUGAAUCUCGUACUAUGCUUUCUUUGUCGAGCGAGGUGUAUUUCUUUCGUGAAGAUAUAUUAACAUAUAUUUCCAACU